AUGCUUUGGAGGGAGAAGAUCGACGUUGGCUACAAAAACGAGAUCUGUGAGGUGUUGGAGCUAGCUUCACAAAAUUAUCUCGAGGCUAAGUUCAGUGACGGAGUGAGAGAAGGCCCAAUCCACAACGCAAUCUUCAACGUCAUUCUAACAUGUGGGGAGUUCAAGGGACAAGGCAAAGGGCCCACCAAAAAUGCUGCCAAACUACAAGCAGCACAGCAGAUUCUCCCAGAUCUGCGACUUCUUCCUCGUGACGAGAAUCCCAACAAAAAGAGGAAGAAGAAACGUGGGCCACUUUCAAAGCCAGAGAGGCCAGUGGAGACUCUGAAUGAACUGAAACUCCAGGUGGCAGGAGAGACUGUGGUGGCGCGCGGAAAAAACAAGAAAGAUGCCAAAAGGAACGCAGCGGCCAAAAUGCUCAAUAUCUUUGGAUACAGCUGCAGCGUUUCUGAGCCGGAGCUGGAAGCAGUAGAAGAAGUUGCUCAAGAAAUCCCCAUUCAGGAAGAAGUAGAGAUCCAGCCACCUGUGGAAGAGAUGGGGCCAGUUCUGCCCAUCGUGGCUGCGACGGAGGAGAUAGAAGUGAAAAAUGAGGUGUUCCAGUUGUGUGCAACAUCCCAACAGCCAGACAACCAAGCACUGUCUGUAACUGUUGAGGACGGGGCUGACGUUAGCGAAAACAUCAAACCUGAGGAGGAUGUUUCCUCUCAUCAGGAGGUUGUGGAUGUUUGCAGCUCGUCAGAAACCACAACAGAGGAAUCCCGGAUUUGCAACAUAGUAAAAAACCAUCGGGAACUGGGUCAGAUGAAUGUGUUUGAGGAUGAACAAUUGUUGCAAGGACCUGAAACAGAAGUUGAGGCACCUGAGAUGUCUUCAUAUAACGUUGACAUAGCUGCUCCGAUUGACCAGGAAUUCUCACCUGAAAUUCUUCUGGAACCUGCGCUAACAGAGGAAGGCAAUGACCUAAUCAUCAACCAGGAGGCUACAUUGGAUGAGAACAAUCCUCAAGCAAACAUUAAUUAUUUACCUGAUGACAUCCUCUCCAUGUUGGCCCACAUGGGAGUGAUCACAGAGAACAAUGGUACUUUGGCUUGGGCUGAAGCAACUACAAAUGAAGAGAGACCGACUUCACCCGUAGAAGACCAGACCAGAGACGAGUCAGUGUCAGUGGUAGCAAACAAACACAAGGACCAGGGGGAGCUCAGUCCAAUAGAUCCUCCUUGUCCAGAAGAAACCAGUGGCUGCACAGUUGAGGAAAUCACUGAGGCAACCAACGAAUCUUCUGAAACUUCUUUUGAGGAGAAAUCUGAGAACUUGAUCUUAGACGAACCAGAGGAAGAGAGAGAGGUCAGUGUAUUAGACCCACCUCGCCCAGAAGAAAUCAGUAUCCCCAAAGACAAAGAAAGCUUGGAGUCCUUUGAGGAAAUGUUUGAGAAUCUCAUCCCAGACAGACCCGUGGACUUGGAUAAACCGUGUCAAGAAGAAGACAAAAUAUCCAUCAUCCAAGAAAGCAAGAAGUCUGCAAAGAAAACCACAACUCUCACCAUAAUCACAACCAUGAGAUCAAACCCAAACCCUGAAACAUGUAUUAAGUCUUUUGAGGAAACAUGUGAUAACUUGACCUCAGACGGACCUGGGGCCUGGAUCCAGUAG
Molecule: messenger RNA, 1647 nt
Organism: Knipowitschia caucasica
Lineage: Eukaryota; Metazoa; Chordata; Actinopteri; Gobiiformes; Gobiidae
Source: the annotation of a GenBank genome assembly